Molecule: messenger RNA, 1113 nt
Organism: Xylaria bambusicola
Lineage: Eukaryota; Fungi; Ascomycota; Sordariomycetes; Xylariales; Xylariaceae
Exons: 4
Coding region: 240-1010 (256 amino acids)
Source: RefSeq, a predicted model, not a curated record
ACAACGAAAUCUCAUUCAAAGAGGGGCGAGUUGUAUUUAAACGCUAACUACGGAGUACAAAGGCUCAAGGUUGAAUGUGGCGUGCUGUCGCAGAUCUAUUUUGGGCACCGCGCCAUGUACGGUAGACAGGGGCCUAGAUCUCAUCAUAAACCAGGCACAUCCGCACUAACCUGACCGAGUGCCUGAGUAACUUCUCAACUGUCCCAUAGUUGACCCAUUGACUCAAAGUACCAGUUAGGAUGGGCUUCAUCGCCUCAGCUAGGAGAGAUAUCCGUCUCACAAACCUCACAAUUUAUGGACAGUGGUCCGGCGUUUUGGCAGGCAUUUUACUCGGCUUGCUGUAUAUCUGCGGCUUUCUUGUAGCCUUGCUGCGAUAUCCCACAUACUGGGGACCCCCCGGAAAUCUGCUGAGCAUAGUUACCCUCACCACUCGUUCCAUCAACAGACUCGUGCUCCCCUUGAGUCCAUGCUUCCUAGAGAUUCCACAUCUUCACAUGCGAUUCUCCUGGAUCGCAACGUUUUAUCAUUGUUGGUUAUCAAUCGUGCUAUUAGUCAAUUUAAUCACAACGGCAGUAACGCGGGGGGCUAGUUUCGGGUACAAACAUUUCAUAGAAGUAGUUGUUAGCAUAUUCUCUUUCGGGUUUUCAACGACUCAUGUCACCGACGUUCUUAUCAAUCGCGACAUAUCACAGCGCUGGAGCAGACUACAUCGGGCUCGAUUUUAUACCUUUUUUGCACUUGUCACCCUCACCUCCCUUGGCUUCCCAUUUAUUGAUAGCCCGGCUUGGGAACCUUUUAUUUGGUUGAACUUCUUCUUCGGGUUGGGUAGUAUCCCUGCUGUGAUUUCAUUCAUCGCAGGCGUGUUAUAUUAUGUGGCGGAGUUUCUAGAGCAUGGGUUUAUCUUCAGCCAAGUGUUUGGUGGUUCUGGUGUUGAACCUGUGGAUUUCACGAUACCAGGAUUCGGCCCAGAACUAAACUAUAUCGAGGCAGAAGGCAGCAUACACCUAUAGAAAUGCUACUUUCAUACUCCAAGAAAAAUAACUCGCAAAAGUACCUACGCAAAAACCAAAAAUACAAGGAUGCAGAAUGCAGAAUGCAGAAUGCUCAAAUUUC